AUGGCAUCAUUUAAUUAUAAUAUAGAUUUGGGUGGCCUAUGCAAAACCCAACUAAUUUUCUGUAUGGUUCUUUAUUUUGUAUUCAUUGCUCUUUCUAAUCAGUAUCACAAUUGUCCAUCUUCAGAUUUUUUUUCUUCUUUAUGGAAAACAGCACCUGAUAUUUCAAUCUCUUCCAGUACUGUAGUUUCUCCUACGAAUUCAAAUGAUUCUCCAACUAUUUCAAACGAUUCACCUACAACUUCUGCAAUUUCUAACGAUUCUGCUACAAUUUCAAAAAAUUCUUCUACCAUUUCUACAAUUUCUAAUGAUUCUCCUACAAAUCUUAGUCACCUAGUUUUCGGCCUCGUAGGAUCUGAGUUAGCAUGGCAUCAAAGGAAAGCAUACAUUGAAUCGUGGUGGAGACCUAACAUUACGAGGGGAUUUCUGUUUCUUGAUAAAGAGCCAACGGCAGAACUCCUCCCUUGGUCUGGAUCUUCUCCUCCUUACAGAAUAUCCGAUGAUCUUACCACAUUUCUCAAGAAACCUGACCUUACGGCCCAACGUAUUGUUCAUGGAAUCAUGGAGGUUUUCAAAGAGGAUCAUGAAAAUCUCAGAUGGCUAGUAAUGGGAGAUGAUGAUUCCAUAUUUUUUCUUGAUAAUAUUGUUGAAAUUCUCGCAAAGUUUGAUCAUACAAAGUAUUAUUACCUUGGUGGACGAUCGGAAUUUAUUUUUUCAAAUUAUUGGUUCUCAUUUAGCCAAGGAUUUGGUGGGGCUGGAUUUAUGUUGAGUGCCCCUUUGGCAAAAGCACUGGCUAAAGACUUGGAAAAUUGUUUAAGGAGAUAUGCACAUCUUGAGGCUGCUGACCAAACCACAAUGUCAUGUAUAGCUGAUCUUGGAGUCAGCCUCACUCCCCUACAAGGAAUUCACCAGAUGGAUAUGCGUGGUGAUGCAUCCGGUUUCUUAUCAUCACAUCCACAAUUUCCACUCAUGUCCCUUCACCAUUUCGACAUGGUGGAACCAAUAUUUCCCUCCAUGGAUCGUGCUGAGUCCACGCGCCACCUCAUGAAGGCGGCUAAGGCCGACCAGUCUCGGAUGUUGCAACAAACAGUCUGCCAUCACAGGCAAAGCAACUGGACUUUUUCCAUUUCAUGGGGCUAUUCUGUACAUUUAUACGAGAGAAUCAUGCCUCGAAGCUAUUUACAAUUCCCCAUUGAAACCUUUGAAACAUGGUUACCGAACCCAACGCCUCCACAUUAUAUGUUCAACACAAGAUUGCCCUCUAACGAUUCUUGCGAAGCACCCCAUCUUUUCUUCUUUAAAUCCAUUAAAGAAUCACCAAAAAAUUAUGUUUUUACAAGUUUUUCGAGAGCAUGGACCCGGGGGCUUCUUCCUUGUUCAUCAAAUUCUGCAGAGAUUAUUACCAAAAUCAAUGUCAUCUCACCAGAAACAAAGCGCACUGAGAUUGAUAGAUGUGAAUGCUGUGACGUUAUUCGUGUACAUGGAAGGAAGGCAGAUGUUAAAAUUAGGGAGUGUAUGACGAACGAGAUCAUCGCUUAA
Messenger RNA from Fraxinus pennsylvanica, 1536 nucleotides. The record is from the annotation of a GenBank genome assembly. NCBI's taxonomy places the organism in Eukaryota, Viridiplantae, Streptophyta, Magnoliopsida, Lamiales, Oleaceae.